AUGCAACAUUCACAGAAUAAUAAUUUAAUUAAUACCGAAAAUAACCUUAAUUUUAUUGAAAACGAAAAACUUCAACCAAAAAUUCAACAUGAUCCUUUAUCACGUGGAAUAGGUGUUUUUCCUAGUGAAUACAGUGAACCUAUACCCAGUGCAAUAGAAGAUGAUAACCAUCGUUUGAUACGUCGCUCGAGUAGUAAGUCAAACGACGAUAUUACAUCACCUUCGGUCCCACCAUACGACAUUGGUCAAUCCGGAUAUGACUUGACAGAAGACGAUGAUGAUAAUGAUGAGAACGAGGGUCCACUUGAAGCUCUAAAACGCCAAGAAGAUGCAAAAAGAACACCUCUACAAAACAAGUUAUAUUAUUUCUUUGAAUUUCCGAUUUCAAACUGGGCUAGGGCGUAUUCUUGGCUUUCUUUGACUAUUAAUUUAGCUUCUAUUUCUAUUCUUUGUAUUAAUUCGGAACCUAUUAUUAUGAGUCAAAAAGAUUAUGAUCAAAUUUGGUAUUGUAUGGAUAUUGCAUUCUAUUCAUCAAAUCCGUUGAGUCCCGUUUUACGUUUCGUCGGAAUACUUCGGUUGUUUAGAGUUGUUAAGUUAUUACGCAUUUCCAGGACUGCAAAUGGUUUCGGUUUUAAUUUUUCUACUCAAGUGUUUAUUCGAUCUUCUUAUCAAUUAUUGAUUGGUGCUAUAUACGUGUUAAUCAUUAUAAUUGUAUCAUCAGUAUUUAUUUAUUAUGCUGAACGUGGUGAAUUUAAUACUGAAAGUAUGACUUGGUAUCGUUAUAAUGAAAAAGGGCAGCUAGAGCGUUAUGGUGAUGUUAUUCCAGUUACUAGUAUAGGAAAAUUAAUUGCUGGUUUAACCAUGUCUCUCGGUAUUUUGGCUAUCGCUUUACCAACAACCAUAAUUGGCUCUAACUUUAUGGAUGAAUGGUCUCUUCGACAGCGGGCGAAAGUUCUAAAAAGGAUACAUAAAUCACAUAAACAACGGGACAAAUCAUUUGCCAAUCUUAAUAAUAUAGCGAGGUCAAAAGCCCUUCAAAUCGAAAAUACUACAAUACUUGAACUUAUAUUAGAAGUUCAAGACCGCUUGGCUGAAAUAAAUCCUCCUGACUAUUAUAUUAGAUAUAAAGAUUAUAAAGAAAAGCAUAAACAAGCUUGUGAUAGAAUACAUGAAUUAGAGCGCCAAUUAGAAAAACAGAAACGUAUUACAAACAAUUUUGAUAUUUUCUAUAGAAAAUUUAAAAAAUCUGAUGAUAGUAACAUUCCAAAAGUGGAUAAUGAUUUUAACAUUGGAUAUAAAAAGAAAACACUGAACUUUCCACAUUUCAGGAAAUCAAGAACUUUUUCAAAUUUUGGGGACACCUAUGCUACAUUCCAUACAAAUCCUAUCUACGGUGGAAGUAGAAAUAUUGACCCUGAUAACCAAUCAGAAACAAAGCCAAAGAUUGCAAAGAUAUUUUCAAUUAAUACUCUAAAGAAAAAAAUUGCAAGAACUUUUUCCAUUGAACGUGAUGCUAAAAGUUCAAAGCAUAGAAAUCAUCCUGUUGAUAAAAUUGAAAUCAGUCAGCCUGUAGAAAUUCGCCCAAUAUUUACACCUAUUACUGACACUAGUAGUAUAACUAGUGUAAAUUCAAGCAUUACACCACCGCCUAAGGAGAAACGCCCUCAAUAUCGCAGAAAUAUCAGCUCUCCUGAAAUUACCGUAAGGAGCCCAUCCGCAGAUGUAUAUUCUGGUGGCUCUGUAAAUCUAGCUGUCAAUAAUAAUAGGCAAAGAGGGGUUUUCAUUCAGGAUACUAAUUCUAAUUACCCGAUUCCUCUUGAUAAUAUAAGGCCUUCACGUAUUAUUAAGGUCGAUCAGGGCGAAUUACAAAAGAGCACUAAUCUGUCUAGCCAUAAUA
Racocetra persica is the source of this 1897-nucleotide messenger RNA. Lineage: Eukaryota; Fungi; Glomeromycota; Glomeromycetes; Diversisporales; Gigasporaceae. The record is from the annotation of a GenBank genome assembly.